Messenger RNA from Didymodactylos carnosus, 561 nucleotides. The record is from the annotation of a GenBank genome assembly. Lineage: Eukaryota; Metazoa; Rotifera; Eurotatoria; Philodinida; Philodinidae.
AUGGCUUUUGUUGCCAGUAUUCCUGUACUGGCUAUUGAUACAGCCGUUCUGAGACAUAUAAGUUUUGUCGUAGAAUAUAAUUAUGCAUUGGAAAUAUUUCUUGUCAUUUCAUCGCAAGUAAUGGAUUACGCUUUGGCAGGCAUAGUAUGCAGAUUUCUGGUGUGGCCUUCAGAAAUGGUUUGGCCAGUGAAUUUACCAUACAUCGCUUUGUUACGCACACUACACAAACCGGAACAAUCAUUGAGCCAUCGAUGGUUACAUCUAACACGUCUAAUUUUUUUUACAUUUGCAACCAUUGGUCAAGCAAUAUAUUAUUGGUUACCGGGUUAUAUUAUGCCUGUAUGGUCUGCUUUUUUGCUGCUGUAUGGUUUGGGUUUUGGAUCAUUUCAAGUUGAUUGGUAUAGUUUAACAUCUCGAUUAUCAUCGCCGAUUCUUGGUCCUCGUUGGGCUCAAAUAGAUAUACUUGUUGGUUUUAUCUUUUUUGUUUGGAUUUUUAUUCCGGGAAGUAUUUAUUAUGGGAACCUGUGGAAUUUCAAAAUUUUUCCAAUAUUAAACAAGUAA